Molecule: messenger RNA, 1257 nt
Organism: Cuscuta campestris
Lineage: Eukaryota; Viridiplantae; Streptophyta; Magnoliopsida; Solanales; Convolvulaceae
Source: the annotation of a GenBank genome assembly
CCUGGUUCGUUCUAGAUUUCAACACGCCUCCUAUGUCGGCCAAACUUCCUAUAUAAACCACCCCAUCCUCUCCCUCCUUCAUCCAAUCCAUCGUUUGAUUUCUCGAUUCCCAGUUCUCAAUUCUCAAGCUCAGAAAUUAAUCCCUGUUUCUCACAAUGCAGAUCUUCGUGAAAACCCUAACCGGCAAGACGAUCACUCUCGAGGUCGAGAGUUCCGACACGAUCGACAACGUCAAGGCUAAGAUCCAGGACAAGGAGGGAAUUCCGCCGGAUCAGCAGAGGCUGAUCUUCGCCGGAAAACAGCUCGAGGACGGCCGGACCCUUGCCGACUACAAUAUCCAGAAGGAGUCCACCCUCCACCUGGUUCUCCGCCUGAGGGGAGGCAUGCAGAUCUUCGUCAAAACUCUCACCGGAAAGACGAUUACGCUCGAGGUUGAGAGCUCUGACACGAUCGACAACGUCAAGGCUAAGAUCCAGGACAAGGAGGGCAUCCCGCCGGACCAGCAGAGGCUGAUCUUCGCCGGGAAACAGCUGGAGGACGGCAGGACCCUUGCCGACUACAACAUCCAGAAGGAAUCCACCCUCCACCUUGUUCUCCGCCUGAGGGGAGGCAUGCAGAUCUUCGUCAAGACUCUGACCGGAAAGACGAUCACUCUGGAGGUUGAAAGCUCUGACACGAUCGAUAACGUGAAGGCAAAGAUUCAAGACAAGGAGGGCAUUCCGCCGGACCAGCAGAGGCUGAUCUUCGCCGGAAAACAGCUGGAGGACGGCCGGACUCUUGCGGACUACAACAUUCAGAAGGAGUCCACGCUUCACCUUGUCCUUCGUCUCCGUGGGGGUCUCUGAAUUGCUUCUCUAUUUGCCUCAGUAUGUGUUGAUUGUUCUCUGUUGUUUGUGGUGUUUGGUUGGCUCUAUGGUGGUGUCUGUGUUAUGCAGCAAAUAAUUUAAGGUCCAAAUAAUUCAUAUUUUAAUUUAAUAAAAUUGUCUGAGUUUUUAUUUGUUGUUUUUUAUGAUUGGGAAUACAUCGCCUGCAAUUUAUUUUAUCACAGGAUUCGUAUGCAAGAUGAUUAAUCGUCUCCCCUAGGCCAAUCAGGGUUGUUCCUUUGGAUAUGUAUUGGCAAACUAUGGCUGGCGAUUCACCUUGCAUUUGUCAUAUCUUUGAUCAUAAACGGCAGAUUGGAUUAGUCAAAUCGCCAAAUUGAUUGUUUGGAUAAUGGUUUUUGGAAUUGGCAUUUAGAACCGAACAGCUAAAAAUUGA